AUGGACGAGUUACCACAUGUCGCCGUUUUCCGCGAUGAAGUGGCUUUUGUUGCUCGCAGGGGCUACCCUCGCUUUGAGCGCCGCGCCGCGGUCCAAGAGAAUCGCGACCUGUCCAUAGACCAGCACGAAAAUGGCGGGUUCGUACUUACCAUAACUGGGGAUAGGGGCGUGGAGCACUUAGGGCAUAUCGGACGCAAGGCUUCGAACGAUGACAGCGAAGUGAUCUUCGAGUUGAAAACGAGCUACGACCAGGAGAGAGGCGGCCAUCUCAUCUCCGUUCACUGGGACGGCCCACCGGACCGCGUCUUCGAGGACUGCUUCGAUUUCGGUGCCAAGCAAUGGUACGGCGGCCCUGAGCAGAAGGAGCAGUACUGGCCGAUCCAGAAGUCCAGAAUCCAGAAGUACUCCAUCAUAUCCAAAGAGGAAGACAACUCCGCCGUGUCGGAGCGCUACUGGCUCAACUCCGACGGCCACUACAUAUACGUGCACCCGGAGGUGCCCCUCUUCGUCGACCACCACAACGUGCUGGAGAACCACAUCUGCCUCGUGGCAGAAGUAGCCGCGCCUUACUCCAGCCGCAGGACCCACAACGUCCUCAAGUACGACAUCUGGCUUUUCGACGAUCCGAAAAUAGCCCACAUGCACGCCGUCGACACGUAUUUGGGGAAGCCGUCAGGCAUCCCCGAUUUCCGCAUGAUCCAGUACCCGGUGUGGUCUACUUGGGCGCGGUACUCCCGGGAAAUAGACCAGGACAGCCUCUGGGCAUUCGCCAACGAGAUCGCCGAUAGCGGCUUCCCGAACGCCCAGUUUGAAAUAGACGACCUAUGGGAGAUCUGCUACGGAUCCCUGACUGUCGACGAGCGAAAGUUGCCUGACCUGAAGCAGUUGGUCCAAGACAUCAAGGGUCUGGGCUUCCGCGUCACCAUCUGGGUGCACCCGUUUAUCAAUAAGGACUGCGAGCCGUGGUACUCUGAAGCCUUAGACAAAGGUUACCUGGUGCUGAACGAGGAGGGCAGUCCAGACACCACGUGGUGGAACAACAACGGCUCGGUGCCAGGAUACAUCGACUUCACCAGCCCCGCGGCGGCCGAGUGGUACUCCGCCAGGAUCGGGGACCUCGUCCGGGCCUACGACAUCGACAGCCUGAAGUUCGACGCCGGGGAGUCCAGCUGGUCGCCGCAGAUCCCGGUACAAAACGGAGACAUCGACCUCCACCCGGGCAACAUAGUGCGCGACUACGUGCGGACGGUCGCCGAAUUCGGGCCCAUGAUCGAGAUCCGAUCUGGAAUGAGGACCCAGGACCUGCCCGUGUUCGUCCGCAUGGUGGACAAGGACACGCUGUGGGGCUUCGACAACGGGCUGGCGACGCUGGUGACCACGCUGCUGGCCAUGAACCUGAACGGCUACCCGCUGGUGCUGCCCGACAUGAUCGGCGGCAACGGCUACAACGAGGCGCCCAGCAAGGAGCUGUUCGUGCGCUGGCUGCAGGCGAACGUGUUCAUGCCCACCCUGCAGUACUCCUUCGUGCCCUGGGACCACGACGCCGAGGCCGUGGAGAUAUGCCGAAAGUUCACUCAGCUGCAUGCGGACUUCGCUGAUUUGAUAGCUGAAGCGAUGCAAAAGGCAGUGGAGACCGGGGAACCAGUCAACCCUCCCAUCUGGUGGUUGGACCCUACGGACGAGGAGGCGCUUGCGGUGUGGGACGAGUUCCUGCUCGGGGGGAAGGUGCUGGCGGCGCCUGUUCUGGAGGAGGGCGCGGAGUCCCGUGACGUGUACUUGCCCAGGGGCAGGUGGCAGGCACCAGAUGGGACGCUCUACGAGGGCCCCACGUGGCUGCGCGACUACCCAGCGCCCCUGGACACCCUCCCCUACUUCUUGCUGCAGGAG
This is a messenger RNA of Iphiclides podalirius (scarce swallowtail), 1887 nucleotides long. Lineage: Eukaryota; Metazoa; Arthropoda; Insecta; Lepidoptera; Papilionidae. The record is from the annotation of a GenBank genome assembly.